Paramuricea clavata is the source of this 997-nucleotide messenger RNA. The record is from the annotation of a GenBank genome assembly. Lineage: Eukaryota; Metazoa; Cnidaria; Anthozoa; Malacalcyonacea; Plexauridae.
AUGUUUGAUAGGAACGGAUACGCUGAGGAGGCUAAAAGACAUAACCUUGCAAUGGAGAAUCUUACAGCUGAAAGAGAAAAGUACCUCGAAGAGGUCACUGAUAGGAGAAAUAGGAUUGCUCAGCUAAAGUCAGAACUAGCUGAGGCAAAUAGGGAUAUCAAGUCAACGAACCAGUCACUAGAACUCGUCAGAAGAAUCAAUGAGUUAACACGUAAGGUUAUGCCAAGGAAGCCACAAUUAAGUAAUCACUACAAACCUAGCUCUGAAAUGGAAGAAUAUAUGGCAAUCUUUGGUUUAGUUGCAGUUGGAGCAGUGGGUGGGUUAGCUUAUUUAAUUCUAUAGAAAAUGCCAUAAAAAUUUUCACACCUAUAAGUAUAGGGAAAUGGAAUGGUUACAGAUGGCAACACCUGAGGAGAUAGCACAUGUAGGUAAAAGGGUAAAUACAGUGGAAGAGUUAGAGGCUGCUGUGAGGAAGCACGCAGAGAGUAGAAUAAAGAGAAAACACACAUAUGAUCCAAUAUGUAGCGAAUGUGGAAGUAAGUCUAUUGUAAUGAUAGAUGGAGCAGAUACAUGCACACAGUGUGGUGCCAGUGAUAUGAAUAACUUCUCAUACUACGUUAGUUACAACUACAACAAGGACGACUAUCUGAAGAAGAAGUCUUGUCACAAUAGAGUCCGUUGGUUUGAGAGACACUUAUUCGAACAUGUUGCUUCUAGGGAUAGGGACAUCAUAAGGCAGCAGUUUAGAAGCAUCGUAAGAUGUAUACAAAGACUUAGACUGCAAACGGGGCGCAACAUAGUCAGAUACAAGUUUUACCUACUGAGGAUAGCCAGUAUGAAUGGUAUAACUUUGAGGAACUCUCCUGAUGAUAUUAAGACUCAAAGGAUUGUGGACAUCCUUGAGGAUAGGUUGUAUGGGAAAGUUUUUGUUGAGCUUGGAUGGAAACCUGAGAAAUGUGAAUAUUAUAAUAAAUGGAAAGUGAAGAAUUUAAUAUAA